Orbilia oligospora ATCC 24927 is the source of this 3879-nucleotide messenger RNA. RefSeq lists its product as uncharacterized. The transcript is spliced from 3 exons. The record is from RefSeq and is a predicted model, not a curated record. Gene Ontology annotation, molecular function: lipid carrier activity. The coding region runs from base 1 to 3879 and encodes 1292 amino acids. Gene Ontology annotation, cellular component: membrane. Lineage: Eukaryota; Fungi; Ascomycota; Orbiliomycetes; Orbiliales; Orbiliaceae.
AUGGAUGGCUCCUUCGGAGCCCCUCGGGGAUCGCCUUGGGGAAUACGGCGGUUACUCUAUCUAGGACUUUCGACUUCUAUACUCCUUACGCCAUUCGUCUCGGCCGAACCGACGGGGAAACACAAGUCAGACUAUUGUGCGAUAAGGGAUGAGUGUGGGCAGAGGGGUUGGUUCGGUAAGCCGUUACCAUGCCCCGACAACGGCCCGGCGAAGGAGCCUUCAGCAAGUCUGAGGAAAGACUUGGUAGAUUUCUGCGGGCAGAAAUGGGCGGAAGGCGCAGUUUGCUGCACGGAUAACCAGUUGGAAACGAUGAAGGGCAACCUUGAGGUUGUCCAGCAGCUUUUGGCACCAUGCCCCGCCUGCAAAGCCAAUUUCUUCAAUCUAGUCUGUACGAUGACAUGUUCGCCGAAUCAGUCCCAAUUCCUAAAUGUUACAAAGACGGAAACAUUAAGUGGAAACGAGGUGGUCGCAGAGCUCAGCUACUAUGUCGAUCCGUCCUACGGACGUGGCUUUUUUGAUUCCUGCAAGAACGUCAAAUUCUCGCAAACUGGUGGAUCUGUGAUGGAGUUUAUCGGUGGAAAUGCAAAGACAUGGCCUGAGUUCUUGAAGUUUUUGGGCGACGAGAAACCAAUCGGAUCACCUUUCCAGAUCAAUUACGUCCUCAACGAUGAUACCCCAACGCCACCGAACCCUAUUAAGGCCAUGAACGAUCCAAUUAUCAAAUGCAAUGAUCCGAACCCCGCAUAUUCUUGCUCAUGCCUGGAUUGCGCAGAGGCUUGCCCAAAACUUCCAGAUUUGGAGGACGAGAAGGCUUGUCGUGUUGGAAUUAUCCCAUGUUUAUCAUUCUCGGUCAUCGUCAUAUACGCUGUUUUCCUUACGGCAAUCUUGCUCUGCUAUGGGUAUUUCUUUACUAGGGACUAUACCCAUCGGUACCAGCGGCUGAGAUUGCUUCACGACGACGGGCCAUCUGAUGACGAAGAUGAGGGCGACAUCUUGGCGCCAGCCGGAUUUUCAGAUCACCCGGCCUCCGAGUAUCCUUUGAAUGUCAAGCUAGAUAAUGCCUUCCAGAAGCUUGGGUACGGCUGUGCCACUUAUCCUGGGCUCACGAUCGGAAUCUCCGUUAUCGUAAUUGUCCUGAUGUCGUUAGGAUGGCUGAAUUUCCAGGUUGAAACUAACCCUGUUAAACUAUGGGUUUCUCCAACUUCAGAGACUGCAUUGCAAAAAGACUUUUUUGAUCAAAAUUUCGGACCUUUUUGGCGAAUCGAACAAGCGUUUUUGGUCAACGACGUUUCUGGAGAACCGCAACCAGUACUGUCGUACGAUACGCUCCAAUGGUGGUUCAAUGUCGAAUCGACUGUCAAGCGGAUGAAGAGUUUGGAAGAAGGAGUCGCACUUCCGGACAUCUGUUUCAAUCCAACCGGAGCUGGGUGCGCGAUUCAAUCCAUUAGUGGAUGGUUCGACGAGAGGCCCGAUCUUCUGAACCCUAGUGAUUGGGACACCCGCAUUAAAGACUGUGCAGCCAAUCCAUCCUCCUGCUUGCCGGCUAUGGGACAGCCAUUAGAUCCUGAGGUUGUGCUUGGAGGCUACACUAGCACAGACAAAGUCCUCGACGUGCCAGCCAUCAUGGUUUCUUGGGUUGUGAACAAUCACCCUGAAGGCUCCAAAGAAGUAAAGAAGGCCAUGGACUGGGAGGAGUCGCUCAAAAGGUAUCUUCUCGAUGCCCAAGCCGAGGCUCGUGAUCGCGGCUUGAGGCUUAGCUUCAACACUGAGAUUAGCUUGGAGCAGGAGCUGAAUAACAGCGCAAACACGGAUGCGAAGAUUGUGGUUAUUAGCUACGUCUUCAUGUUUAUCUAUGCGUCCUUCGCCCUUGGAUCUACUGGCUUUUCGCUUCGAAAGUUACUUGCACGCCCAUCGAGGGCAUUUGUAGACAGCAAGUUUACUCUUGGUGUCGCAGGAAUCGUUAUCGUCUUGAUGUCGGUAUCAGCCUCGGUGGGCCUGUUCUCGGCCUUGGGUGUAAAGGUUACACUGAUUAUUGCGGAAGUGAUUCCGUUCUUGGUUCUUGCUAUUGGUGUCGACAACAUCUUCUUGAUUACCCACGAGUUUGAACGCGCAAAUGUCUCCCACCCGGACCGGCUUGUCGAAGACAGAAUCUCAAAAGCUCUAGGCAGAAUGGGACCAUCUAUCCUUCUGUCAGCUUUUACGGAAACAUGUGCAUUUGCUUUGGGUGCUGUUGUCGCGAUGCCCGCGGUCCGAAAUUUUGCUAUCUACGCUGCCGGUGCAGUAGUAAUCAAUGCAAUCCUUCAGGUCACGAUGUUUAUCUCUGUCCUGGCUAUCAAUCAAAAGAGACAAGAGGAGAACCGAUUCGAUUGUUUCCCUUGCGUCGUAGCUCCCGGUGGUCCUAUCCGACAGAACGCCGGAGAAGAGGAGAGCUACCUGCAGAAAUUUAUCAGAAAGACAUAUGUCCCGAGACUGCUUAACAAGUAUGUCAAAGUCACAGUUAUUGUAAUUUUCUUGGGACUUUUUGCCGCAGGCAUUGGCCUUAUGCCGGAGAUUGAACUCGGCUUGGACCAAAGAAACGCCCUCCCUGAUGGAAGCUAUACGAUUGAUUACUUCAAUGAUCUUUAUGACUACUUCGGAUCAGGCCCACCUGUAUUCUUCGUCACCAAGGAGUACAACAUUACCCAUCGUGAUGAGCAACGAGGGGUCUGUGGUCGAUUUACGACUUGCAAUCAGUUCUCUUUAGGUAAUAUUUUAGAACAAGAAAGGAAGAGACCGGAGGUCAGCUAUAUUACCAAACCAGCCGCAAAUUGGCUAGACGACUAUUUUCAAUGGCUGGAUCCUAGACAAGAAGGCUGCUGCGGUAUUAAAAAGAAUACCGGGUUUGCCUGCGACCCCUCAAACUCUGGCUGCGAUGUUUGUUUCGAAGACCGAACUCCGGCCUGGAAUCAAACACUUUACGGAAUGCCUGAGGGUGAAGAAUUUUUGAAGUAUUUGGAACUCUGGCUUGAUUCCCCCGUUGGAGAAAACUGUGUCUAUGGUGGCGCUGCCGCGUAUAAACAUGCAGUUAAUGCAGACUAUGAUGCUAAAACGAUCAAGGCAAGCCAUUUCAGAACACUUCAUACUAAGCUAGCGAGCCAGAAGGAUUUUAUUGAAUCGUUUUCAGCUGCUAGAAGAAUUGCGGCCACUAUAAGCGAGAAGAUUGGGUCCGAGGUUUUCCCUUAUUCGUCGUUCUAUAUCUUCUUUGAUCAGUAUACCACCAUUGUGGGACUGACUGGAAAAUUGAUUGCCGGCGCGGUGUUGUCAACCUUUAUCAUCUCAAGUGUCCUUCUUGGAAGCUUCUUAACAGGUCUAGCAGUCUCGAUCACUGUCACUAUGAUUGUGGUUGAUGUUAUCGGAGUCAUGGCGCUAUGGGGUGUUAGCUUGAACGCUGUAACCUUAGUAAACCUUGUCAUUUGUGUUGGUAUCGGUGUCGAAUUUUGCGCGCACAUUGCGAGAGCCUUCAUGUUCCCAAGUCGAAGUCUUCUGGAGAAAGCAAAGAAGUUGACUGGAAGGGACUGCAGGGUGUGGGUUGCUAUGGUUAAUGUUGGUGGGAGUGUAUUCUCCGGCAUUACUAUUACAAAAUUCUUAGGUGUUUCUGUUCUCGCUUUCACCAAAAGCAAGAUCUUCGAGAUCUAUUACUUCAGGAUCUGGCUAGCGUUGGUUGUCUUGGCUGCCUCACAUGCCCUCAUUUUCUUACCCGUCCUCCUAUCCUUGAUCGGAGGAAGCGGAUACCUUGAUUCCGACGAGGAUCUGGGGCUAGAAGAGGACCUUGCCAGUCGCCAGUAUGCGUCCAGAAACUUUGGACCUCAUAACUUUGAAGAUGAUAGUGAUGAUGAAUGA